GUGACAUUACUAUUCUUUUUCAAGCUCAUCCACUCACACUCACUGCGAAAUUAUUCCUUUAAAUUCUACCUUUAAGUCAUCCUCGUUUAACUACUCGGGCUGUGCAGAGAUAAAGAAAAGCAAAGAGGAAGGAAAAGUGAGGGAAAGAAGAAGAAAAAGAAGGGGGUCGAUACUCGCUUAGGAAAAUAGUAACUGAGUGAGCGAGUGAGUCGGUGAAUAAGUGAGUAAAAAGACGAGUUGAAGCCUUGACGAGAGGAGGAGAAGGAGGAGGAGAACGCGAAGUGACGAAGAGGGAAGAAGAGGAGGAGGAGGAGGAGUGAAUGAACAACUGAAAAAGGAGAACAAGAACGAGAAAGUUUGGGGUAAAGCUAACCAGCCCACUACCACCAGGAGAACCACAACACCAACAACCGCAACUCCAAUCAACGAUAACUCCUAUUACCAACCAGCCACGCGAACCGCCACAAUGUUCAAGCGAAUCAAGAACAAGCUACACGGUGACCGCUCGGUGACCUUCAAGGAGAACGAGAUGCCGACGAGGGCCGCGCAGAGGGAGGCCGAGAAGCAGAACGAAGAAAGCAAAAACGACCCUUCGGCGGCGGCGGCGGCGACGGCGGCUUCGAGUUCGGCGUCCAACGGAGAAGCGUCGUCGCGGAACCACUACACUUGGCCGACUGUUUACGCUUCUGGCGGCGGGAAACGGCGCAGCAGCGGGAUGGAAGUGGGCGUGGCCUCGUACACCUCGGGCAGGCCCAUGGCGGGGUCCCCGGAUCGAGGGCGUGGCGGCCCCCCUAGGACCAACCUGCACGUGGAGUUCGCGCCGAUCGGAGAGGUGAAGGAGCGGAAAGAGAAGUACCUGACGGCCAAGUACGGCGCCCACCAGAUGUCGCUCAUCCGCAAGAGGCUCAACGUGGAGAUGUGGAUGUUCGACCAGCUGCAGUCUCUCUACCCGGCGCCGCAAGAGGGCAAACAUGAGGAGAAGGAGCUGGACCUUGACGAGCUCCUGGACGUGGAAGGGGAGCUCAAGAAAAGGAAGUACCUCUGGGACUCCUUGGCCGAUUGUAAACAGUCCAAGGAUAAAGUGGAGAAAUUCAUCAAUGAGUUAUUGGAGCGAGCAACAACCCUGUAAGGACAUAGGUAUCUAAGUUGUGUGUGUCCUGUGUGCGUGUGGCUCCACCAAGAUACUUAUUGCUGGGUUGGAUCGACGGGCAGCCGAGCCUCCAGGGCCACAUGUCUGUGCCGAGAGGACAAUCAGAGAAACGGAUGUUGUUGGAGCUGACCCAGGAAGGAACGAGAACAAGACAGAGUGAGCAAGAGUACGAUUGAGAGCAGCAGCCACAGCCACCAGUGUACGCAGUGUCCUUGUUAUCUCACUGUGAUGUUGCUGCGACACUUGUCGGGGAAGAAUCUGCCGGCUCCCACACCUCCCCUCAGUGCCGGAGCCGAUUAACAAGAGUGAAACGUUAAGAAUUUCCGUUCAACAGCUGGAUCAUUGAUGCUUUGUAGUGCUUGUUGUGUGAUGAAGGUGUUUUGUAUCUUGGGUGCAACUGUGUGUUUGCUCAUUCAGUGGCAGUCAUUUGUUCCAGCGCCAGGCAUAGAUCACGAGGAGCCGUCGGUGAAUGGAUUUUUAAGUGUAAUACUUUUCUAUUUUUCCAUUAACUUGUAACAAUCAGUUAAUUAAAAUUUUUGGCCUGUCCAUAUAUGUAUUAUCAUCAAAAUGUUAGUGUAGAGCAGGUGGUGUAGGCUGGUGAAUAUGAAAUAUAUAUAGAUUAUAUAGCUAGAAUAUGUAGCUAGUCUCUGGCAUUAACUGAGAAUGUUGGUUUUACUAAUCUCUGUUAUAACAAAAGCUAACAUACACUUCCAUACCAUUUGGAACAUUUAUUAAUUAAUAAUUAUUGUAAGAUCAUGAAAACCAAAUAGUGCUAAUCCUAGCACUCAUUUUGCAGGUAUUUAUGACUAAUUAUGGACAGUAAUUUAGUUUUUUAGGUUUUGAUGAAUUUUGUACAAAUAUAUUAUUUAAAUGUAUGCAUUUCAGACAAAAGAAUCGUGGUUCAAACAUGCAUAAAUCAUCCAAGAGCCUGGCUGGCCUCCCUGGCAACUUAGUACAAGAACAGAUUGUGUAAUGUUUCAUAUUAGUUCAUUAAUAGUCUUCCUUAGUUAAUAGGCUGGUGUAACUUCAGCUAAUUUUACUUCUUUUAUAAUCUUCGCUCCAGCAUUGUUACUUAAUGGCCUAAAGAGUCUUGAGUUUUCAUUUCCUGAAUAGCAGGCAACAACCUCUCACUGUAUGCUUUUUAAUGACAUAAAUUAUACUUCUAAAUCAUAUCAGUCUCAGCUCUAGACCUCUUGUUUCCUGUAAUGGUAGCAUUCUUCUCUCUAGACAUUACACUCUAGAAUAGUUUUCUCUCUUGAGUUGCAACUAGACGAGGCGUAGCUCCCUCCCAGGCCAGGCCGGGCCGCUGUGGGUCUUGGCCGCCCGCUCAGCGAGUAGCCCCGUAGGAGGCUUUGAGCAUCAGCAGUUUAGGAACAUACUGUAGCUAGCAAAAACCUCCAUUAAUUGUCUUUUUCAUGUUCAUGACUCAAAGAAUGACAGCAAGUAGACAGUUCCAAUGAAUGAUCAAAAUUUUUUUAAAGUGUUGCAGACUAAAGAUUGGAAGUGAAAUCAUAUCAAAAUGUAUUUUGAGACUUGAGAUGUCAAUGUAGUCACUCUUGUGCUUCUGUUUUAUACAUGACUGAAAAAGCAGCUUUAUUGACAUUACCUAUAAGUCUCAGAAUGGAUCAUGUUACAUAGCAGCUUGUCUCUCAUCUGGGCCUCAGUAUCCCAGGCAGGAAUGCUGAAACCACUGUGGGUAGGCCCUACAACCCCUCAUGCCACCCACGGCACUCAGGCACCUUCCUCUCGCAGCCUCGGGCCAAGACGCUGGACUGAGGGAUGUGAGGCAGGCAGAGCCAUGUCUCGGGGCCAGUCUGCUGAAGUGUAUGUAAGAUUUACAGUACGUAUGUAGUAUUUUCCAAUAAAUUAUAUGGUGGACGGUCAUGAGUAAUGGCUCUCAGCAGCAAGCCUUUCCCAGUCCAGCGUGUGAGCCGGGGCGAGCAAGGCGAAGGCAUGUGUGUGAAGCAAUGGGAGUGAGGGCCAAGUGCUGGAGGCUCACUCUACUUUGUUUCAUCAAGAGUAUUCAUUGUCUUUCUGUAAGGAGUAUAUAAGUAUAUAAAUGUAUAUCAGGCUAGAUGUGAAGUACUAAUACUUUUGUUAUGUAAACACUUGACCUGACGUAACAGACUGUUAGUUUAAGGGUGUCAUUCCUGUGUUUGCUUCAAGCGACUUCAGUGGUUCUAGAUUUCCCUUCAGUUUUAUUUUGAAUAUAAAAUUAUUCAGUUGUUUUUUGCAGUGUGUUCUUUAGUGAAAAAUUCUAAUUUGUUUUAUGGGUAAAUUAAUUUUAUGAAAUAUGUUUUGUUGUUGUGAAAUAUAGUGACAAUAACUGUCAAUAAAUGUGACAAUAGAGAUAUACUCGUAUGAAGCUGACUUGUGUGAGACCAAAUUUUUACCUUUCUGGUUUGAUAGCACAAAUUUCCUGAACCCUCCUGGCAGUGAGUGGAGCCAGAGGUGUGCUGAACAGUGUUAAUUAAUGGUGAUGUCCGGCCCAAGGUUUGAGAGACAAUAAAUCUAAAUAAACAUC
This is a messenger RNA of Eriocheir sinensis (Chinese mitten crab), 3674 nucleotides long. Its product is annotated as protein phosphatase 1 regulatory subunit 14B-like. Bases 467 to 1129 code for a protein of 220 amino acids. The record is from RefSeq and is a predicted model, not a curated record. NCBI's taxonomy places the organism in Eukaryota, Metazoa, Arthropoda, Malacostraca, Decapoda, Varunidae. Gene Ontology annotation, molecular function: protein serine/threonine phosphatase inhibitor activity. The transcript is spliced from 4 exons. Gene Ontology annotation, biological process: regulation of phosphorylation. Gene Ontology annotation, cellular component: cytoplasm.